Molecule: messenger RNA, 960 nt
Organism: Trichoderma gamsii
Lineage: Eukaryota; Fungi; Ascomycota; Sordariomycetes; Hypocreales; Hypocreaceae
Exons: 3
Coding region: 1-960 (319 amino acids)
Source: RefSeq, a predicted model, not a curated record
AUGAACAAGAACUGGAAUGACAGGGCAGAUAAAGAUCUGUUCUUCACCAUCUUAUCCGUCAAAAACAUUGGCGUGAUUAGCGGAGCCGAAUGGACCACCAUCGGCAAUUAUAUGCGUGGCCUCGGCUAUGGCUUUACCAAUGAAGGAUGUCGACAGCACUUUCAGGGCCUCAGGAGAGCUCAAAAUAAGAAUGAAGCGGAUGGCUCUCACUCUGAUAGCGCUCGGCGCGCAGACCCAACCCUGAAUCCCAUAACGAGAAGACCAGGCCCUGGUCGAGGCCGCCCUCGCAAGUCACAAGCUUCAGAAGCAGCUCAGCCCGGCGCAAACGACGCUGAUGGUGCUACUGAUACUGAGGCUUCCCCCACGGUUGUUCCUGCUAACGUUCCCACCAUCAUCUCUCCUACUGCCCCUACAAUGCUUCCUGGGCCUAUGGUGCCUGGGACUAUGGUGCCUGGGACUAUGGUACCUAAUCACUCUAUACCCGGACAGGGACCAGAGAUGGCUCCUCAUGCCAUGCCUAUCCAGCAGAAUCAACAUCCGCAACUUCAGUCUCAACACCCCCAUCAACACCAGUUUCAGCAUCAGCAAUUCCAGCAGCAAUUACAACACCAGUCUCAGAUUCCACCGCAGCUCAAAGAGGAGAUGCUCAAAGCGGAGAUGUCUGAAGGCGUCAAUAUCUCUGCUCAAGCUUCAAAUCACCUUGAUUCCAGUCAUCUAGCCGAGUCCGAGGCUGACGCUGAGGCUGACUCGGCAACUUCUCAAGACCAACUUCAGCUAGAUCCCGUACAGAGUGGCGAUGAAGACACAGAUGAACAUCCUGCCAAGCGUCAGAGACUAGAACCUCACGAUCUAACCCAAGAUUCGGCUCUCGACGAUGAGGCUGUUUUAGCUCUAGCUGCACAUAACGGCACAGAUGCGACAGACCCAUAUCCAACAGAUUUUGGAUACAGAGAAGCGUAG